ACAGUCCAACUGGUUAGUUAGUUAGUUAGUUUAUGGUAAAGAAAAGAGGGCUUGGGUUUCAAAAAAAAUGGUGGCAACCGUUGCUGUUCCUUCCCCAAAAUCCUCUAUCUUGCAAAAGCAGAACCUAGUCUCUCUGAGAGACCCAAAUUGUAGUUUCCUUGCUGGGUCCUCCUUGAAGCAGCUAAAACCCAGAAACAAGAGAAGAGAUGCAGAUCAUGCCAUCAGUUUGGUGGUUCCUUCAGCAAGCCUCGCCACCAACACAGCCACAACCACAACCAAUCGUGGUGGCAGGUUUUAUUUCAACUUCACUGGAUUUCCUUUCCCUCUUGGCCCUUUUCUCAACAGGAGCACUCUAAGGACUGAGGCUGUGAAGGGCUGCAUAUGGCUAUUCGAACAAGAGCAAGCAUUAGGAUUCAGUAGUGUGUCCACGAACAUUCGAAUGACAAUCAUUAAACUCAAAUCUGGUGGAUUAUGGGUCCAUGCCCCGAUUGCUCCAACCAAGGAGUGUAUUCAGCUUGUGAAGGAGUUAGGAGCUCCUGUAGAAUACAUUGUCCUGCCUACUUUUGCUUAUGAGCAUAAAAUAUUUGUUGGCCCAUUUUCUAGAAAGUUCCCUCGGGCUCAGGUAUGGGUGGCCCCAAGGCAAUGGAGUUGGCCCUUGAAUUUGCCACUUGAGUUUUUUGGUAUUUUUCGUGCUAAAACCUUGAAAGAUGAGGACUCAUCAACCCCGUGGGCUGAUGAGAUUGAACAUAAAAUUCUAAGCUCGCCAGAAGUUGGAAUUGGGCCAUAUGUGGAGGUAGCAUUCUAUCAUAAGCGUUCAAGAACACUACUUGUAACAGAUGCUGUAAUUUUUGUACCGAGGCAGCCACCAGAGUGCAUAAGUAAAGAAUCCUUGUUAGCAUCUGCAAAGAAUGGUUUGGCUGUUAAAAUUCUUAGUAAAGGAAAGGAAGUUCCAGAGGAACCAAUUGUUGACAACAUGAGGAACCGUCAAAAAGGGUGGGAACGAAUGGUUCUACAAAUUUUGUUUCUUGGUCCAUCAAAUCUGUUGGAGCCUAAUGCUAGCUUUGCUCAGAUGUCACAAAAGUUGAUUGUUUCACCCAUUGUAAAGACUUUGGUGUUCAGCAAAGUUCCUGAAAAGGUCAGGGACUGGAUUGAUGGCAUUGCACGGGACUGGAGGUUCAAGAGAGUAAUUCCUGCUCAUUUUGCUGCUCCAAUAAAUGCAAGCAGGUCUGAUUUCUUAGCUGCAUUCGCAUUUCUUGAUGACCUCUUGGGUGAGCGUUAUGCCACAUGGCCUUCACUCUCUCUUCUCUUCGCAUCACUUAUGGGAAAGGCUGCCAGUUACUUCCCUCCAGAUGACAUGAAGACCUUAUCAUCCCUUGAUCAGUUUUUAGUCUCAGUGGGAGCCGUAAAGAAGACUGUUUCAGGCAGGAAACGAUGACACACAAUGAAUUAAAAUUUACUUGUGAAGAUUGCACCUCUUAGGGUUACAAUUUUUCCUGUAUAUUUAGGUUAUAAGGAUGUUAUUUAACCAAUGUUCUGUUUUCUUAAAUUUGAAAUGUGAAAAGUAGUUCCAAUA
Molecule: messenger RNA, 1573 nt
Organism: Quercus robur (English oak)
Lineage: Eukaryota; Viridiplantae; Streptophyta; Magnoliopsida; Fagales; Fagaceae
Exons: 6
Coding region: 68-1435 (455 amino acids)
Source: RefSeq, a predicted model, not a curated record